AUGUUCCUUACGACUCAAAUAUUAUAUAUAUGUUUUUAGUCUACACCCUUUACCCCCUGUAACUGCAUUUAAAAUGCAUACUUACUAAUAAAUUCGCAGUAAUAGUUGUGCAUUUUUUUAUUUAUGUGCUUAUUAUUUUUGUAUUCAGUGACAAUUUUGAGCUACCUGAUGCGAGUCCAAGCGAUUUAGAUGGCAAAGAAAAUGAAAAGAACGAAAAUAUAUUCAUGCAAAAUAAUGCUUCGUACACGACACUAGUUGGCGCCUCCUCACUGCCAUCUUCUGGUAAUAAUAGUAGUGAUGUAAUAGAAGACAGUGAUCUUGAAGUUACCGAAGCUUCAAAAGCUAUUUAUUCACAUAAAAUACUUGCUGUUGCCAUCGAUGAACCUUCGACUUCUGGUCAACUUGAUAACUACAUGCUUCCAACUGAUCCUUAUGUUGCUCAAACUGCUGUAACUACUGUCUCGAAUAAUAUACAUACUGUUACCAUAGAUGAACCUUCAACAUCUAGGCAGCUUGAAAACUCCAUGCUUGCAAAUGAACCUUAUAUUGCCGAAAAUCCUGAAACUACUGUUUCGAGUAAUAUACUUACUGUUGAUAUUGAUAUAACUUCAACCACUGAUCAGCUUGAUAACUCCAUGCUUGCAACAGACUCUUAUAUUGCCAAACCUGCAGAAACCACUGUAUUGCGGGAGAUAGGUGUUGGUGACGUUGAACCUUUAACAUUUCAUCAACUUGAAGACUGUGCUUUGUCUGUGAUUUCAUCAGGACCUUAUAUUAACAAAGUUACUCACACUAAUUUACCUACUAACACCAUUUUGUCUACGCCUACCAUUAGUAGCUAUGAUUCAGGAAUCAAAGCUUGUGAUUCUUUGGAAAAUACAGUUCAAACACUCGGCAAUAUCAAGGGAUCGUUUAUACAUGAAAGCAGCUUCCACCUUGAUCCGGGUCACUCUUCAAGGUGUGUAUCAACACCUAAUGUAAAUAGCUCACUUCAUGCCCAAUUUAGUACAACUAUCAAAACAAGGUGUAAAAAAAGUACAUUAAAAUCUUACGCUGAUUUUCUUUCUGAUAACGAAGAAUUUUCUUCAGGCAGUUCUAAUUUAUGGAGUCCAAAUGAAUCAGAUACUUCAAAAAAUAGCGGUUCUGCAAAGAAAUGCAAAAAAACGAAAAAAAGAAAACGAAAUGAUCUAGAAUUCGGCCAAUCACUAAAUAUGCGCUUAAAAAAGCCAAACAAAGGUAAAUUACAAAAAAAACGCAAGGAUGCUGGACUAAGUUAUGAAACUAAAUUGGGUCAAGUAAAAGAAAAAAAGACUAUUAAAGAAAAUCCGUGUUUACCAGAUAAAUGCUUCAGAAAAUGCUAUGAAAUAUCAGAGGAUAGAAGAAAAGGCUUAUUUGACCAUUUUUGGAACCUCGAUGUACAACGCCGGCGAGAUUGGAUUGUAAGAUGUGUACAACCAAGCAUUAUUAAGAGAAAAAAGACUAAAUUAGUAGAAAGUAGAAGGAGUCUAACAUACGAAUAUUAUAUAAAUGAAGGUGAAGGAUCUAGACAGGUCUGCCAGCAAUUUUUGCUACAUACCUUAGAUAUAACACAAAAAAUUAUUUUAUAUACAAUAAAGCAUUCAAUAGAAGGUAUGGCGAGCCAAGAAAAGAGAACCUGUAACGCACCAAAAUAUAGUGAAGAAGCAAAAGACUAUGUUCACUCUUUUAUAAAAACGCUACCUGCAGUUCCAUCUCACUACUGCCGAAAGAAAAGUUCAAGCCUUUAUUUGCCACAAGAAUAUAGAAAUGUUACAAAUUUGUAUAGGAUCUAUCUAAAAAACUGUCAAGAAAAUUCAAAAAUACAUGUGAGUGAAAAGGUUUUUGUUGCUAUUUUUAAAAAUGAUUAUAAUAUACGUUUUCAUACGCCAAAAAAAGACAAGUGCGUACUCUGCACAAAAACAGAAAACAAAGAUAUAUUAACAGAGGAUGAAAUAAAUGAAAUUGAAAUUCAUUUGAAGGAAAAAAAAGCUAGCUACCAAAGAUUUAAUACUCACCAGAAUUUGAUCUCAAAAGAUACACUCACUAUAAGUUUUGAUUUACAGAAAGUGCUGAAUACUCCAUAUGGAGAAAGUAUGCUACUAUACUACUCCAGAAAAUAUGCCUUUUAUAACUGUACAUUCUAUGAGAGCCAAACUAAAAUUGGACAUUGUUACUUGUGGGGAGAGAGUGAUGGUAAACGUGGAGGUAACGAGAUUGCAACUUGUGUUUAUAAAUUUCUUCUUGAAAUUGAUAAACGUGUCAUCAAAAAUGUUUUAUUGUAUUGUGACUCAUGCCCAGGGCAGAAUAAAAAUAAAAUAUUGCUCACCGCGAUCCAUCAUUUUUUGAAGAUUUCUAUAAAUAUUCAAGUAGUACAGAUAAAUUAUUUACUUCCUGGACAUACAUACAUGCCAGUAGAUUCUAUGCAUGCCGUUAUUGAAAGGGAGACCAAGCGAAUUAUCGUUUGGGCUCCGAGCCAAUGGCCAGCAUACAUAGAAUCGGCAAGAAAACGACCUAAACCAUACCAAAUAAAUGUUUUGGAACAUUCCGAUUUCAUUAAUUGGGAUAACUUGGUGUCUGAAACAUUUACUGAUAUCACUCAAAAACAGCUACAUUUAAAAAAGAUACGAAUAGUGACAUUGAAGAAACAUAAAGACAAAAUUGUAGAGGUGAAAUAUUCCAUGAAAGAAGAUGAAAAUCCGCAAAUAAUAGCAUUAAGUGAACGAAGAAGAAAAAAUUUUAGUGCUGGAAAAGGAAAAGGUAAUAGAUCAAAGACAGGGAAAGGAAAAAAGGAAGAAACAAUUUCUGAAGUUGUAGAAAACCAAGAUCCAAAUAACAUUGUUUUGCCAAUAUUGUAUGAAAAUCGUCUUCCUAUAUCAGUAGCUAAGUUUAAUGAUUUGAAAAAAUUAUGCAAUAAUGGAAUUAUACCGAAACGUUUUCAUAAAGAAUAUCUAGAGCUACCGUCUUUGGCAUUGGUUAGAGAUGCUCUUCCCGAGACUGAUGCGGAGGAGGCUAAGGAUGAUGAAUAAGUAUUUGCAUUCUUUAGAGAAGUUGAUUCUAUUAUUACAAAAUAUGGGUCAUGUGUAUUUAAGACUCCAGUAAUUUAGAAUUAUUAUUGUUUGUGUAUUAUGUCAUGAAUGUUUUUAUAGAAGAGAUAUCUACAUUUUUUGUUAUUUUGAUACUGAAAAUUAUUUAACAUACUACAAACUCAUGGAUGAUUGUAUUAAAUACUGAAUUAAGUAAUUAUUCUUUCUUUUUCAUACGUAAAGGAACAUUAUUUUUCUUUUAAAGAAUUUGAUUUCUUCUUCGAAUGUUAUUUUUUUGUUUGAUUUACUCUAAUAAAAAGACAAUAAAAUUGUAGUAAGGGUUUUAUUUCACAAAAUUCCAUAAGUUUUGACCUUCUAUUACCCUUCAUAUUUAAGUGAUGUGACAUUUAUAACCUAAAACGCUAGUUUAAUUUGAGUAAAAAUGUCCUUUACAACCUAUGCAACCUUAAUAAGCUAAGGGUGUAUAGGCGUUUUAUUCAUUUUUGGUGGGACGUAAGGGACACCUAUCUUUGAAAGUAGUAGACCUACGUUAAUUUGGAUAAAACUAUUAGAAAAAGCACAAAAAAAUAGAUCAGUGGUCCUUAGACACCUUUAAAAUCAGAUUACAAAUAAAAAAGUUAUAACGAAUUUCAGACAAAAAAAUAUGUUUUUUGGCUCUCCUGAAAAGUGAUGGUUUGUCCCUUACGACAAUUGAAAUUUCCGGUAUCGAUAUAAUUUAUCAAUAUUCAGUUUUUCACACAAACAUUCCCGUAAAGAUGUUUUUUACUUUCAGUAGAACAGUCUUUUAGAAAUCACUCGAAUGAAUGCAGGGUCGGAAUGGUUAGGGACAUAAUAAAAGGAUUCCACGCGAAUUUCUCAUUUCAACCAAAGUUGUUUUUUUUUACUGCGAGCACAAAAUGAACAUUCUUCCUUUUGUCUAUACAUACUGGUUAUGUUAAAAUCGUGUCAAAUAUAAUCGUAAUUACUGCUAUAUCUAAUUGAACAAUUUGCUUGGAAUCCUGGUGAUGUAACGAUGUGACUUAGAUUAAAAUAUACUACAUAAUAUAGUGAAGUGAGUAUGUAUACCUACCGUGUUAUUUGUAUGUAGGUAUGUGUUUACCUACGUGUACAUAAUAUGUUAGUGCGGUUGUAAAUUAGAUUUUUAUAGAAUUUAUGAACAAAACAUAAUUGAGACAGAUGUAAAGAUCUCCUGUAGUUCACACGUAGUUCUUAAUUAUUGUAAGUUUGUUGAAAUAAAACUUUAACUAUAUUACCUUUUGUAAUAGCAAGGAAAAUUUGUUUCAGACAUCAAUCUACAUAUAUACUAUUGUAGAACCAAGUCAUCUUUGGAAAAUUGCAACGUUUUAGAAAAAAUAAAGGUAUCCUUUUGUCUAAGUUAUUACACAACAACAAUAAAAGUAAUCUUCACAAAAUAGAUUACAAAUGUAUGGAUAGAAAAUAGAUACAAAAUAAAAUCGAUAGGGCGUCCUACUGAAAACUGAAGAGUACAAUUUCGCAAAUGCGCCAUCGCUCUACGAUGGUGAAUUAAAAAACAAUUUCGCAAUCCUACAUCAUUACGAUUGUCGACGACCAUGACUCAGUCGUAGGUAGAUACUUCCUCUACACCCUCUGUCGACAUUCCAAUGCAAACUGCAAGAAUUUUCGCAAUUACAACAGUUUUCUAUUGGAAACCUUUUAAAAUAAUACAUUUUGGUGCUUAAACAGGGCCCCUGCAUCUGUCUCAAUUAUGACAAUAUUUUUAUAUUAAAAUUAUAUAAAGAAGAAAAUUGGCAUAUGGUAUAUCUAUGAUAAUUCAGCGUCACGUAUUAUUCGGCAUGGUAUUUUAUUUUCAUUUAUGAACAUUUUCUCAAUAAUAAUUAGAGUACGAGGGGGUUGUUUAGUGUAAUGAUCAAAAUUAUAUACUCAGUUAGUGAAUAAGAAAAUGAUUUUCUUUAUCAAAGAUUUAACAUUAUUGCCGUUACGAUGAAAACCAAAUAACUAAGUAUAAUUUUGUUUGUGGAGCUCAUUUUGACAUGAUAAAAUCCAUCACAAUGUUUCUAUAAUUGACUUCAUGUGGUAUUGUUGGAAAUCAAAAUAAAAUAUUAAGACAAUAUUUUGACAUUAAGACUAUUUUGCGGGUGGUCCGCCCUGUGACCACGAAGGCUGCAGUCUUCGAAACGUCGGGAGAAAAUUAUAAUAUAGAAACUGCAUUAAAAUCUGCAAAAUAGUUUUAUUUCAAUUAACAUUCGCGUAUACAUAGAAAUCGUUACAAUAUUUUGAUUUUCAAUAAUAUAAUUUCAUUUAAACACUGCCUUUUGUCACAAUUACUAAAAUUGGGCAUAUCGACAUCUAUAAAGAAUAUAUUAUUGUUUUUCUGCAAGAAAUUAUGUAAGGUGCAUAUAGACCCAGCGUUUUUGGUACCUCCUACUAAAUACACUCGAAUAAUUACUACUUAUAUAAUUUCCUUAUUCCUGCUUUUACUAACUAUUUAUUUCUGUUUAAAUUAUAAUAUCCUCUAUUACAAACACCCGUACACUUUAAGUACAAUCAGCAAAAUAUAAUUUCAUGUGACAUCAACGAAUGCAAUUACUUUUCUUUAACUUAAAUCUCGUUAGAAUUAAACAUGUAGUUAAGUUAUAUAUUAAGUUCUCGAAGUUAAUCGCCCGAGAUGAAUGUUUGCAAUGUUUUUAUCACACAUAGAAGUGAAAAAUAUUUUAUCGUGUAAGAGAAUUGUUAAACUUGUUUAAUUUCAUAUUAGUUGUAGUUCUAGUAUGUGCCUAGUUUUAAUUUUUAAUUAAGUAUAUGCUUUUUGUUUUAAGUAUAAACUGAAUGGAGAGAACAUACUGCCAAUUUUCACCGAUUAACACGUGUAUACUUUGUUUUGUCUGAUUUAAUAAUUUUGUUUUCGAGUCCACUCUGUGCCAUAGGAAUAAGAUGUAUUUCGUAAAUGGAAUAUUGUCUUUUAUAUUAUUCGGAAUUUAUAAAAUGAAAAUUAUACAUUUAUAAAAAUAUAUGACGAAUUGAAAUCAUUUUUUUGUAAAUAUACAUAAAAUCAGAUUGUUUUAUAUAUUUAGAGAUUAAAUUACUGUCAAUGAA
Manduca sexta (tobacco hornworm) is the source of this 6137-nucleotide messenger RNA. RefSeq lists its product as uncharacterized. The transcript has 2 exons. Bases 225 to 3044 code for a protein of 939 amino acids. The record is from RefSeq and is a predicted model, not a curated record. Lineage: Eukaryota; Metazoa; Arthropoda; Insecta; Lepidoptera; Sphingidae.